This is a messenger RNA of Effrenium voratum, 1689 nucleotides long. NCBI's taxonomy places the organism in Eukaryota, Dinophyceae, Suessiales, Symbiodiniaceae. The record is from the annotation of a GenBank genome assembly.
AUGGGUUCCGGUGCCAGCAGCGCCAGCGGUGCGCUGCGCACAGAGACCAAGGAGAGCUACCACUCCAAUGACGAGCCGAAAUCCGGCUCCGGCUGGCCCUCGAUGCCCUUCCGCAACUGGCUGGAGUGGACCACUGGCAGUGAGAAGAUUCAAACUUUCCGGCCCGCUGUGGCUUUUCUGAAUGUCCUUUCCUCUCCGAACACUAGCCUGCCAGUCUAUGUUCGCACCAUCAUCGACGAGGUGAUGCGCAUUUUGAAUGCGGACCGGUGCUCCAUCUUCUUCGUGGACGACAUGCGCCGGGAGGUUUGGUGCGUGGGGUCUUUGGACAUGAUGCCCUUCAACAUGCCCUGGGACAAGGGCAUCGUGGGGAUGGUGGCCACGGAGGGGAAGCUGGUGAACCUCCAAGAUGCGCACAGCCAUCCCGCCUUUGACCCGGAGAUCGAGAAGAAGACCGGCUAUGUGGUGAAAGGCCUCAUCUCGCUGCCGUUAAAGAGCACCAUGAACCAUGAAAAGACCAUCGGCGUGAUCCAGGUGCUGAACAAGCGGAACUCCUCGGGGGCCUUCUCCGAGGCGGACCUGGAGGAGCUGCAGAAGAUCACGAUGGUGGUUGGAGACUCCUUCUACCGCCAGCGCUGGAAGGCUCUAGAGAGCGUCUUCGAGAAUAACGACACCGAAGUGGCUGCGGUGCUGAACCAGCACAGGGAGCGCACGGUGGGCAGCAGCCAGAGCAGCCGCACCCCGGCGAUGAGCUCGCCGCCGGAGAUCUUGCGGUCCUUGAGCCGCCAGCCCUUCCUGCGGGCGCACUCCCCGCUGUCUGUGGACGACUUGGUGUCCCUGAACUUCGACGUCCUCGAACAGCGUGAGAGCUUCCUCGAGGAGCUAGUGCCUGACAUUCUGAGACACGCUGGUAGCAUCGAUGCCUGCAAGAUCCAGGAGGAAAAGCUGGGCGCAUGGGCCAGCACGGUGCACCAGGGCUACCGGACCAAUCCCUUCCACAACUUCUACCACGGCUUCGGGGUCUAUCAGAUGUGCUUUUAUCAGCUGAGCGUGCUGGACACGUUCAGCAAGAUCUCCGCCACACAGGGCUUCGGCAUGCUGGUGGCGGCGCUUUGCCACGACAUCGAUCACCCCGGAGUGACCAACAGUUACUUGAUGAAGCAGCAGGACGACUUGGCGCUGCGCUACAACGACGUCUCGGUGCUGGAGAACCACCAUGCGGCCGUGGCGUGCACCAUCCUACGGGACGGCGCCACCAACAUCGCCCAAGGCAUGGACUCCGCGGAGCAGGGCAUCUUUCGGAAGACCAUCAUCAAGUGCAUCCUCGCUACCGACAUGGCCCACCACCAGGGGCUCUGCCAGCGACUGAUAGGCUGCGUGAGCGCGGAGGAUUUCCAGUCCACGGUCACGGAGGACACCCAGCUGCUGAUGAACGUCUGCGUCCACGCGGCGGACCUCUCCGCGCAAGUGCUCCGCUGGGAGGUGGCCAAGAAGUGGGAGGACCGGAUCUGCCAGGAGUUUACCGAGCAGGCGGCCAAGGAGGAGGAGCUGGGCUUCACGCCGGAGCCUUUCAUGCACUUCAAGAUGGAGGACACGAAGCAACGCGGCAAGCUGCAGCGGGACUUUAUCGACUUCGUCCUGCGCCCGCUGUGGGCAGCUCGCACAAAAGCUGAGCUCGGGAAUGGCGACUGA